GAUAAGUAGAUAACAGAUGAUACUAUCUAACAACUAGACCCUUGAUAUAUUAGUUUUCAAUCCCUAUUCCUUCUUUUUUUCACAUGGCUUUUCCUCAACAAAAGAUGAAACCAAAAUCAAAAAGCUUUAACAGACCUUUUAGCAAAAUAGUAAAUAAAAAAUUCAUUUACACCGUAAUAUCUGUCUUUUUAUUUUACUUGUUUUUCCUAAGAUCAAACAAUGAUAACAGCGAUUCCUCAAACUAUAACUACAGCUUCUCACCAAACAACCCUUAUCAACAUUUACCAAAAGAACAUGGUAUAUACAAUGAUCAGAUCUUAACCAGUGACCCAUUAAUCUAUCCCUCUGUUCAAUAUGCACCUUUCUUGAGAGAAUUAACUUUAUCCAAAUUAUUUCAAUCAAAAACCGAUGAAAAUGGUAAUUUACACUACGUCUAUGAUCAGGAUUUAGAUGAAUCUGAAAGAUUGUUCUCUGAUGAUGAUACUGCUAACGGUAAUAACGAUAACGAUAACAACGACAACGAUUUAAAUGAUUUAAAUUAUGAUGAAAAUUUAAAUGGUCUAGCCUUAAAUAAGAAAUCUAAAUCUGAUAAAAAUAAUAAUCAUGACGAUUAUCAUGAUGAUUUAAAUAUUGACCAACCUUAUGAUGACAAUGAAGAUGAUGAGAUUCAUUUUAAAAAGGCUAAAAAAUCUUUCAAAAAUCAUGGUAAAAUUGUGUUUGAUGCUAGAAAUAAUAAAUCUCCAGAUUUAGUUAUUGUAACUUCACUAGAUUUUGAAAAAUUUGAAUUAACUCAUUUAACUAAAGUUAUUACUAAUAGAAUCGAUUACUGUAAAGCCAAUAACUUUGGUUUUUACUCGAGAUGGGUUCAAGAAUUUAUCCCAAUUUUGCAAAAACACAAUUCGAACAAAUCAUGGGUCAAACUAAUGAUAAUGAGAGAAGCAUUUCACGCGUUUCCAAACUCCAAAUACUUUUGGUAUUUAGACCAAGAUUCGAUUAUAAUGAGAUAUGAUUUAAAUUUAAUCAAUUACUUAUUAGCUCCAUCGAUCUUAAAUCCAAUUAUAUUAAAAGACCAGCCAAUUAUUCCACCAAGCGGCGCAAUACAUACGUAUAAAAAUAUCAAACCACAAGAUAUUCGUUUUUUAAUCACACAAAACGAAAAUAGUAUUGAUUCAACAUCGUUUAUAUUAAUUAAUGAUAUAUAUGGAAAGGCGAUAUUAGAAUUUUGGCAAGACGAUUUAUUUCGAAAAUACACCAAUUUUCAAAUUAUUGAAAACGCAUUAACUCAUAUUUUACAAUGGCAUCCAGUUUUAUUAUCAAAGACAGCUUUGUUGCCUCCAAGAACUAUAGCAAGUUUACAUUCAGUGAUGGAUUUGCCCAAGGGAGGAGAUCAUUUACAUUAUUAUCCAGGUGAUUUAGUUGUGAAUUUAAAAGAUUGUGAAGCAAGAAAAAGUUGUGAAUCGGAAUUUGAAUCAUAUUAUCAACAGAUUGAUAAGAAUUGAAAAUGUAUAAAAAUAAAAAUAUAGAAUAAUAUACAAAGCAUAUCAUUAUGAUAAACUAGAAGUUCAAU
Messenger RNA from Ascoidea rubescens DSM 1968, 1567 nucleotides. It is a transcript of the gene MNN11, whose product is annotated as alpha-1,6-mannosyltransferase. The record is from RefSeq and is a predicted model, not a curated record. Gene Ontology annotation, cellular component: mannan polymerase complex; Golgi membrane. The transcript has a single exon. NCBI's taxonomy places the organism in Eukaryota, Fungi, Ascomycota, Saccharomycetes, Ascoideales, Ascoideaceae. Gene Ontology annotation, biological process: protein N-linked glycosylation. Bases 84 to 1499 code for a protein of 471 amino acids. Gene Ontology annotation, molecular function: alpha-1,6-mannosyltransferase activity.